AUGCUCUCUUUCCCCACUCUCUGCCGCUUCCACACCCCUCCAAGCUCGCUCUCUUCAAUACCAUCGAUAUCAAGUCAAUCUUACAGUUCCUCCACUCUCUCCCGCUGCCUGUCUUCAUCCUGGCUUGGUCUCUGCCCUUUCUAG
Messenger RNA from Colletotrichum tamarilloi, 144 nucleotides. RefSeq lists its product as uncharacterized. The record is from RefSeq and is a predicted model, not a curated record. The transcript has a single exon. NCBI's taxonomy places the organism in Eukaryota, Fungi, Ascomycota, Sordariomycetes, Glomerellales, Glomerellaceae. Bases 1 to 144 code for a protein of 47 amino acids.